Meloidogyne enterolobii is the source of this 1663-nucleotide messenger RNA. Lineage: Eukaryota; Metazoa; Nematoda; Chromadorea; Rhabditida; Meloidogynidae. The record is from the annotation of a GenBank genome assembly.
UCAUAUUUUCCAGAUUCAAUCUCUGGAGAAGACUCGCCACAAACUCAUGGGAGAUCUCGAUGAUGCCCAAGUAGAUGUGGAACGCGCUGCUGCUUAUGCUGCUGCUUUGGAGAAGAAGCAGAAAGGAUUUGACAAGAUUAUUGAUGAUUGGCGCAGAAAGUGUGACGAUAUGGCCGCAGAACUCGAUGCCAGCCAGCGGGAUGCACGCAAUCUUGCAACAGAUUUGUUCAAGGCAAAGACGAUUCAAGAUGAAUUGGCUGAAACAUUGGAAGGGACCAGGCGUGAAAACAAAGCACUCGCCCAGGAAAUCAAGGAUUUGACUGACCAAUUAGGCGAAGGUGGUCGUUCCGUGCAUGAAUUGCAGAAGAUUGUUCGCCGCCUAGAGGUUGAGAAGGAGGAGAUUCAACACGCAUUGGACGAAGCAGAAGCUGCAUUAGAGGCAGAAGAAAGCAAAGUGUUGCGAGCUCAAGUUGAGGUGUCACAAAUUCGUUCUGAAAUCGAGAAGCGCAUCCAGGAGAAAGAGGAAGAAUUCGAAAAUACUCGCAAGAAUCAUCAACGUGCACUUGAAAGCAUGCAAGCUACACUUGAAGCUGAGAGCCGUGGUAAACAAGAAGCUUUGCGUAUAAAGAAGAAGCUCGAAUCUGAUAUCAACGAGUUGGAAAUUGCUCUCGACCACGCAAAUAAGGCUUAUGCUGACGCACAGAAAACCAUCAAGAAGCAUCAAGACCAAAUUCGUGAAUUACAACUCCAAGUUGAAGAUGAGCAGCGCCAGAGAGAUGAAUUGCGUGAACAGCUUUUCAAUAGCGAGAAGCGUAACCAAAUUCUCCAAAGUGAGAAGGAUGAGCUCAUGCACCAAGCAGAACAGGCUGAGCGCGCUCGUCGCCAAGCUGAGGCCGAUUUGAUUGAACUUCGUGAAGCCGUUAACGACCUUUCCAACCAAGUUAACAGUUUGAAUGGCUACAAACGCAAAUUGGAGGGUGAACUUCAAGCAUUACAUGCGGAAUUGGAUGAGACACUUACCGAACUUAAAAACGCUGAUGAACUUUCCAAGAAAGCAUCUGCUGAUGCUGCCAGACUUGCUGAGGAAUUGCGACAGGAACAAGAACACUCACAACAUGUUGACCGAUUGCGUAAGGGACUUGAACUCCAAAUCAAGGAGAUGCAAGUUCGUCUUGAUGAAGCAGAAGCAGCCGCACUUAAAGGCGGUAAGAAGAUAAUUGCCAAAUUGGAAGAACGCAUCCGUGCACUUGAACAAGAAUUAGAUGGAGAACAACGACGUCACCAAGAAACCGACAAGAACUAUAGGAAAGCAGAACGUCGUGUAAAGGAACUCGACUUCCAAGUUGAGGAAGACAAGAAAAAUAGUGAACGAUUGACCGACCUUAUUGACAAACUCCAAGGAAAACUCAAAGUUUACAAACGACAAGUAGAAGAAGCGGAGGAAGUAGCUGCAACAAAUCUUGGCAAAUACCGCCAAUUACAAGCACAAAUGGAUGAAGCAGAAGAGAGAGCAGAUUUGGCAGAAAACUCGUUGAGCAAGCUUCGUGCAAAAAACCGUUCCUCCGCAUCAAUUGCUCCAGCAUCUGUUGGUUUGGCCACAUCAGCGAGUGCUGCUGUUCUUCGUUCUACUUCAUUUGCACGAAAUAGCUUUGCCGAUUAUUAA